Poecile atricapillus (Black-capped chickadee) is the source of this 1472-nucleotide messenger RNA. RefSeq names its product tetraspanin 31 (gene TSPAN31). Gene Ontology annotation, cellular component: membrane. Bases 79 to 771 code for a protein of 230 amino acids. The record is from RefSeq and is a predicted model, not a curated record. Lineage: Eukaryota; Metazoa; Chordata; Aves; Passeriformes; Paridae. The transcript has 6 exons.
GGGGGACCCCGGAGCCCCCCGAGCCCCCCCGGGACCCCCCGGGACCCCCGGGACCCCCCCGGGACCCCCGCCCCCGCCAUGGUCUGCGGAGGCUUCGCCUGCUCGCGCAACGCGCUCUGCGCUCUCAACGUGGUCUAUGUGCUGGUGGGGGUGCUGCUGGUGGGGGUCGCGGGCUGGGCGCGGGGCCUGGGCAUGGGCUCCAGCCCCCCCCUGCUCGGAGGAGCCUUCGCCGUCGGCGUCUUCCUCCUGCUGAUCGCGGGGCUGGGGCUGCUCGGGGCCCUGCGGCACCACCAGGUCCUGCUCUUCUUCUACGUGCUGAUCCUGGGCCUGGUGUUCCUGUGCCAGCUCGGCGUGUCCUGCGCCUGCCUCGCCCUGGGCCGGGAGGCUCAGGUGGGAGCGGCUGCUGCGCUCGGCCUGGCCCCUGCUGAGUGGGGGGGGCGCGGGGGGAGCUGCAGCGCAGGCUGGGCUGCUGUGGUUUGGGGGAGCCCCCCGGGACCCCCCCUCCUGCCAGCCCUGCCCCCCGGGAGCCCCCCCGGGCUGAAGCCCCCCUGGGAGCCCCCGAACUGCCCCGCUAGGUGCCAGUUCCCCCCGGGGGGAGUCCCCCCGUGCCCCCCCUGCGCCCCCCAACUGCUGCAGCACUCGGACCAGGCCCUCAAGAUUUUGGGGGGGGUCGGGCUGUUCUUCAGCUUCACCGAGGUUUUGGGGGUCUGGCUCGCCCUCCGCUUCCGGAACCAGCGGGACCCCCGCGCCAACCCCGGCGCCUUCCUAUAGUGGGGGGGUCCGGGGGGGGCCACAGCUCCUCUGGGGAGGGGUCACAGCCUGGGGGGGGGUCCAGAAACCCCCAAAUGCUGAUCAGCUGCCCCCUGCAGCCGCAUGAAGCACUGGGGACACAAACACACCCCCAAAAUCAUGGGGUGACCCCCCCGGCAGGGCUGUGACCCUCCCCCAGCAAAAGGGGCCUGGGGCAGAGUCCCCCCCCCGCCCCAUCUCAGUCUGAGCUCUCCCAAACUGGUUUGUACUGGUCAUUUCGGACACCCCCAGCCCCCCCAUGGUGUGUCCCCCCCCGGGGGGGUCAUGGUCACCCCCACACUGGCGGAGGGACACAUGGGGCAGGACCCCCACCACAGUGACCCCUCCCCCACACGCUCCCCCCUGUGGGCAUUGGGGGCUGGGGGGGCUGAGGGGGGGUCGCCCUCUCCCCAAAUCCAGCAGAGCCCCCCCCAUCCCAACACCCCUAAACUGGUUUGUACUGGUUUACACCAUGACUGGGAGCAGUGACCCCCCCCCCCAGUGUGUGUCCCCCCCACCCCACAGACCCGCUGGGGGAGGGGAGCAGGGGGACACCCCCUCCCCCCAAUAAACACACAACAGUGACCACGGCUUGGGCUCGUUCUGGGGGGUCCCCAGAGCAGUGACCCCCCCCGGCCACCCCCAGUGCCACGGGACACACGAGCUGGGGGGGGCACUGCCCA